GAGCUGAGAGACACUCAGAGGACAGAAGAGAGAGAGACACAGACAGAGAGGAGGGAGAAAACAGAGGGAAUAAAGAUCUGUAAGACUGUUCCUCUCAUUUAGUCGUAGAUGUUCGGUGUUUGUGGUGGAUUCAGAGGACGGCGGCUCAGCCUUUGUGUUCCCCGUGUCUUUUUGUCCCUGGAUGUUGGAGGAGUGAAGCAGAGGGAUUUCCACUACGAUGAGCCAGCUCUGCUGUUCACCUGAACAUGAGAGCUGCGCUGACUCAGUGAAAAAGUGUGCYAUGACAUCAGGGAGUGAGAACAACAGCACAGAUGAGAGAGGGCUGAUCCAACAAACUCAGAAAAUACAACAGCUCUCACCAUCACUGAGUCGCGGCGGCAGUCUCUGAAACCCUGGGAGUUAGAUGCUAAGAGGAGCUGUUGAAGCAAUUAGCAGAGGUGGGAGCUGAGAGCGACCGGUUGGUGGGGGAGAAAUGUUCGGGCUGGGCGGCCAUGCGGCCCUGACACUCAUGUCGUUACUGCUGCUGUUGUGGCAGGAAGCAGCAUCCAUUGAAGUUCCUGAUGACCGUUUGAAUGGCGAAGAAAUGGAAAGUUUCUCAACAUUGUUAAAGAUCCCAGGGUGAACAUGAGGAAACGAUCGGGAACCUUGGAGAUCAGUUUCCGCAGUGGAGGACGACCGGAGGAUUACGAAGGAGAGUACCAGUGUAUUGCCAGCAAUUCCUUAGGAAGAGCUCUGUCCAACAAAAUCCUGCUCCGUGUUUCCAAAGCCCCCCUGUGGCCUAAGGAGGUGCUGCAGCCGGUGAUAGUGACUGAGGGCUCCCCACUGGUCCUACCCUGCAACCCACCACCAGGCCUGCCGCCACCCUCCACCUUCUGGAUGGACAGCAAUAUGACUCCUAUUUCUCAGGAUAAGAGACUAUCCAUGGGCCUGAAUGGAGACCUGUAUUUUUCUAAUGUUUUGGUCCAAGAUGCUCAGAGAGACUACAGCUGCAAUGCUCGAUUUCUCUUCAUCCACACCAUCCAACAAAAGAACCCCUUUACACUCAAAAUUCAGACCAUGGAGCCAUAUAAUGACACAUCUUACAAUGCCACUGACCCCUACGGUGGCCGUAAAGUAGCAGAAUCCACGCCGACCUUCCGACUCCCACUAUUAAGUGGUUUAAGAAGGGUGGAGAUCUGCCAGUGCAGAAAGUAAGGUUUGAAAACUACAACAAGACACUGAGGAUCGUCAACAUAUCAGAGGAGGAUGUCGGCGAAUAUGUUUGCAUGGCCAAUAAUCACCUUGGCAGCAUCCGACACUCCAUCUUUGUUGAAGUUAAAGCGGCUCCUUAUUGGUUGGACAAACCCACAGACCUGGUCCUGGCCCCAGAAGACAAUGGCCGCUUGGUGUGUCGGGCCAACGGCAACCCUAAACCGACCAUUCAGUGGUUCGUCAAUGGAGAGCUGAUAAACGUGACCUCAGGCACCCCUGUAAAUCCAAACCGACAAGUUCUGGGUGACACCAUCAUCUUCCGCUCAGUGCAGAUUGGAAGCAGUGCUGUGUACCAGUGCAACGCCUCAAACCAUCAUGGAUACUUGCUGGCCAAUGCCUUCGUCAAUGUUCUUGACAUGGUUCCCACAAUGCUGGGCCCCAAAAAUCAGCUGAUAAAAGUGACCAGAAACAACCGGACCUUCCUCCAUUGUCCCUUUUUCGGCUCUCCGUUUCCUACGCUGCGCUGGUUUAAGAAUGGACAAGGCAGUGGGCUAGAUGGAGGUCAGUACCGGGUUUACGUCAAUGGUACCCUGGAGAUAAAACGGACUCGAAAAGAGGACGAAGGCAUCUACACCUGUGUGGCCACCAGCAUCAUGGGCUCAGCUAAUAACCAGGUCCGCCUGGAGGUUAAAGAGCCGACUCGGAUCAUUCUAGCUCCAGUGGCUCAGUCAGCUGCCAGGGGUUCCACAGCUCGCUUUGACUGUAAGUCAGAGUCCGGUCUGCCCACCUCUGUGACCUGGACCAAAGACGACCAGCCGCUGCACCUGGGAUGGAGGCUCAGGAAGGAUGAAGAGUCUCUGACCAUCCCAAACAUUAACGAGGGUGACGAGGGGACGUACACCUGCACCGUUACAUCAGAGAUAGAUCAGGACUCAGCCUCGGCCCGGCUCACUGUGUUAGAGGAGUCUUCCCACCACCACUCAGUCUCUAGUGCCUUACCUCCAGGACGUCCAGAACCACCGAUGGAUCUGGAUCUGUCAGAUCCAGCAGCCCGUAGCGUUCGUCUCACCUGGAUCCCUGGAAACGACAACAGGAGUCCYGUCACAGAGUUCUUGGUCCAGUUCGAAGAGAAUCACUGGGAACCAGGCAGGUGGCAGGACCUGUCCACCUACCCCGGAGACCUGAACUCUGUCAUCCUGCAGCUCGCCCCUUUCGUCAACUACCAGUUCAGAGUCAUCGCCAUAAACUCAGUGGGUCAGAGUCUGCCGAGCAGGCCCUCCCCACGCUACAAAACCAGCGGAGCACCUCCAGAUGCCAUCCCCAGGGAUUUACGAGGAUGGGGCUCCCAGAAGGACAACAUGGAGAUCACCUGGGAGCCACUGCGUGAUUUGGAGAGAAACGGCCCAAACCUGCUCUACAGUGUGUGGUGGAGACGAAAAGAUGAUGGGGAGGAUUGGAACAACGUGACCACGUUCCACUCCAAACAUGUUGUCCACCCCACUGACACGUAUGUGCCUUAUGAGAUCAAAAUCCAAGCCAGGAAYGACUUUGGAUCAGGACCUGAGUCUAAUGUUGUCRUUGGGUACUCUGGAGAAGACAAGCCCACGAGGGCACCCACUGAACUGCGAGUGUCAAAGGUCAGCAGCAACAGAGCAAACAUCCACUGGACUCCUGUGGAUCUGAGUUUUGUUCAUGGAGAGUUCAAGGAGUACAGACUGUAUUACUGGCGUGAGUCCAGUCUAGUUCCAGGCCUGGCSGUCAAUAAGGAGAAGAAGGUCAAAGGUUUUUACACCACUGUGGCAGCACCAUAUGGUAUUCUGUCUGACUUGGUGCCCUACUCUAAUUAUAAGAUGUUCAUGGUUGUGGCCAACAGUCGGUUUGAGAGUCCACCUAGCAACACGGUGAAAUUCACCACUAAGGACGAUGUUCCAGAUGCUCCAAGGUUUUUCCGGAUUAACCGCAGAAGUAUGGACACCAUUUAUCUGGAAUGGGACAAACCUUUAGAGCCAAACGGCAUAAUUAUUGGCUACCAGCUCAAAUACCAAACAGAAGACACAACAGGUGAAGUUGAUCUUACGGACACCUCCUUGUCUUCUGCUUUCUCUCCUACCCCUCCUCCUCUUGCUCCUCUUCCUCCUACUACCAUUGCUCCUACAACUUUUGCUACUAUCAGCGAGGAAACAGACACCAGCACGCCUCAUGUGCUGAUCUUCACCGAGCAUAUUGAUGAGAAUUUGUUGGUUGAGUUUACGGACACCUCCUUGUCUUCUGCUUUUUCUCCUACUACUCCUCUUCUUCUGCCUUCUACUGUUGCCCCUACAACAAGUAGUCCCUCAACUACUACCACAACCACUGCUUCCACUACUACCACUGAGGCGACCACGACCAGCACACCUCCUGUGCUGGUCCCCACUAAGCGUACCGAUCAGAAUGUGUUGGUGGCACCUGGGCGGGAGAUCUGGAAUCUGACGGUGGACUCUAACAGUAACUAUGCAAACAUCAGYUGGAGACACAACUUUCCUGUGGACAGCAGCGAGUUUGUGCUAGAGCUAACUCUGGACAGUGACAAGACAGUGAAAGUUGUACCGGUGAAACAACCACCGCCCAUUACUGUGACCGAGCUGAUCGCUGGUGCAAAGUACCACCUGAGGGUUUACUCCCAYGAGCUCAACAGCGUCAGCAGCAAAUCUAUCGAGUUUAAAACCAAAGCAGCUUACAUGGAUGAGGUAGACAUCGCCACUCAGGGGUGGUUCAUUGGCUUGAUGUGCGCCAUUGCCCUCAUUAUACUGAUCCUCCUUAUUGUCUGCUUUAUCAAGAGGAGUCGUGGGGGGAAAUACCCAGUUCGAGAGAAAAAAGAUCUGCCCCUAGACCCAGUGGACCAGAAAGACCAGGAUGGAUCCUUUGAUUAUCACAGCGAUGAAGACAACAAGCCCCUGCAGGGCAGCCAGACUUCUCUGGAUGGAAAUGUGAAGGAAAGUGACGACAGCCUGGUGGACUACGGCGAAGGCGGCGAYGGUCAGUUCAACGAGGACGGCUCGUUUAUUGGUCAGUACACAGUGAAGAAGGACAAGGACGAGACGGAGGGAAACGAGAGCUCCGAGGCCACCUCCCCCGUUAACGCCAUCUACUCUCUGGCAUAGCACAGCAGCAAUGCAUGCUGGGACACUGAAACGACCUCUGAUUCCUGUUUGAUUCACCACUGUCCACACACACACACACACACACACACACCUGGUUAUCUGAAAGACAAGCGCAGCAGGAUCCUCUGCAGUGGACAAACACAAGGUGGAAUCAUUAACCUUUGUUUCCAGCUUGGUUAAAUUGACCAAUCAGAGGAGAUCUCUGGACAGACGGCCCUGUCGGCCCCUCCCCCACACACAGACUGCUGGUAGUGUGCCUUCAGGACACGUUUGGAGGCAYGAUCAAACACUCUUUAGAGGUUUAAAGCUUAUUUUUUAUUAUUAAGACAUGUUUUGAGUUUUGUUGAUUCCUCUCUGCCCUCAGAUCUCAGAUCAGUUUCAUGUUCCUGUUGCUGCUGAUGUGUCGCGUCCGGCACACGUGCCCACCCCGACACGUGUGCCGCAUCAGCCUCCGAGCACUAACCUGAGCAGGACUCCAACAGAUCCGUUUAUCAUAUUGAUAUUCAGGCAGCGAAUGGUGAAUGCUGUUCACACACUCGUGUUCGUCCCCCACACAACUAUGCACAACCUCCACUACAUGUUGGCUUUAACCUGGGUAGGAAAAGGCUUUAUUUUGGGCUUCUUUAUCUUAAAAAAGAAAAAAGCAAAAACAGAAAUCGCAUGUUUGUGUUUACUUUGCCUUGAACGAGGUGGUGAACGUGUUCCUCUGACCCAGAGUUCUCGUGCAACGUGACUUCUGUAACACAAAGCCCAUUCCUGCGCAACAAGAGCGUUCUGCUGGGAUCAUUUCCAUUUAAAGCAAAGAUUAAAGAAAAGAGUAUUUUUCAGCAUGGUAGUAAAGAAUGUGCACUUCRAAGAAAAGAGAAAAGUUUCAGUAGUUUAGUGAAAAACACCAAAAGAUCAAAGUCUGUUGAUUCUCUCAUUAGCAGCCAAGCUAAUCCUGCGUUCAUGCAUUAAUUCUUCACAUUCGUUUGUAACAUUAAGAUAAUCCCAGGUCUUAUUCUGACUGAAACAUAAAGUCUCUGCCUGUUCUGGUGGCAGAAAGGUGGCCCAAACUCUGACAUCACUAGAUUUCAUAUGUUCAUGAGUAAAUGGUACGGAGCACAAACUGGAGACAGUGAGACACAAUUAUUCAGGCAGAAUAAUCGUGAACUUUCCACAUUUUAUAGCUGAGUCUGAAGGAUCAGCUCAUGCAUGGAGGGAGAAUUAAAACUGUAUUCUGGCAAAUUAAAWCCACCCAUCACAAAAACUAAAUGUUUUUACUUUUUUUCUCUAAGCUCCUGUUUUUCUGUAGUAUUCUACGAUUAGCUGAGCUAAAACCACAAAUCACUUGUCUUAGUAAUAAAGAACAUAAAGGUUCAGUUUGUCAGACUUCAGCUGUGAGAUGCUGUGAAGCUGGAAGUUCCUGUGACGCCUGAAUGCAGCACUGGACUCUGAUACUGUAUCACUGGGUUCACAUGAAACUGUUUGAUCCAAACCCUGGACCCUGGACUCUACUGUGGACCCUGGACCCUGACCCUGCACGGGUCAUGUUGUAAUGAAGGAUUUUAUUUUCAUUAACAAACUUCACAUAAACCUCUUCUUGUUUGUCUUAGUCGACCUUUGACCUGCAGUUUGUUACAGAAACAGCCUCUGAUCAAACUGCAGUUAAAUCACAUUUAUCWGAAAGAAAAACUUCAUUUUAACUCCCGUUACAUGGUGACCGUUUGUUUUCGCAGUGCAGCUUUCAGAAACGUCGACUCAUCGGUUCUGUUUGGUUCUGGUUCUUUUCACUGAACAAUUCUCAGAUUAUUUUAGCUCGUAUAUUUAAGCUGCACUCUUCAGCGUCUUUUUAAAAUGUUUGAUGUUUUUCCUUUAUUCUAUGAUGUGAAUUAUAUUAAUAUAUGACUCUUUAAUUUAAAAAAAAUAGGUUUAUAGACGUUUGAACUAAUUUAUAUUCUUUGUUUAAGAAACAGCUAAAAUGAAGAAUCUGUCCUGGAUUAUCAUGAGAUUAUCAGGUUUUACAUUUAUCACCAUCAUCAUAUUUAGCUGCUCUUCUCGUCGUCAUGUUUUAUUCUUAAUGUUAUUCAAAUCUAUAAAGUAUAACAAACAGUUUUUUGUCAUUACUUGUCAUUUAUUGUGUACAUCUUUAAAAAUAUAUGAUCUUUGCAAACACGAGCCCGUCCUCCUAAAAAAAGAAAAGCUUUAUCUCAGCGUGAUGAAUCUGUACCCUCUGGUCAGGUGUGAGGCUUCUGCCUGGAACAGGAAGGAGACGCCUGCAGAACUGUUUCUGGUUCUGGUUCUGGUUCUGGUUCUGGUUCUGACUGUAGCAGAUCUGUCAGUCAUAUGUUCCAUGAUGUUUGAAAGUAUUUGUUGUGUAACAGAUUCACUCCUCUGUGAUGUAAAUAAGAAGCUCAGCUCUGUAGCAUUUUAAAGAYAUUCUUUAAACUCCUGUAAUCUUUCACCUGUAGAGUUUAAUCUCUGCUUUCCUUCUUCCUGUAUUAAUCCAACCUUUUAUUCUUCAUGUUAACGUGUAAAUUCAUGUCCAGUAUAACCAGUAAGAGGGUUUCUUCCUCUGCUUUCUCUGGGUUUCUGUUGGAAAUCUCUCCUCCUUUCACCAAAUCACUUUUAUCAUCUUUGGCAUUGAUACAUUUAUAAACUUGUACAUGAAACUCAUCUGGUGUUGGACACACUUUCAAUAAUCAGUGUUGAUGUCUUUCAUUAGUCAGUUUUAUUUGAUGAAAAGGUCAUUUUUGCACUCGUUAAUCACACUCUGCCCUGCAGAUCUGUGCAGAAAUCAUAAAUCUCAUCUUGUUUAGAGGUUUUCUGUUAUUUCUCCUCAUUUUAUAACAGAAAUGUUUCUUUUUGUUUUUCUGAGCAGCUGAAAGCUGACAUUUGAUCACUGAUUUGUUUGUUUUUCUGAGCUGAGUGAAGUUUAAGAUAUUUUUUUAGCUCAAACACGACAUGUCACCCUUCUCCUCACAGGGCCUUACCCUGUGUACCACAGAGGGAAAUGUAAAAAAAAAACUGCAUAUCUGCUGAGACGUAGUGCUUUAUUUCUCAUCCUUUUGUGUGUGCACGUGGAUUAGAGGUGCACACAGAGGAGAGAACUUGUUUUUACUGUCCACACUGUUUCUGCUCACCUUUCAAGGACGAUAAACAUGUUAGCUGAUUUAUUUGUUCCUUUCAAAAUGAUGAAAAGUCUGGAAUGGAUUUGGAUUUUGUAAAUGUCUGAAUACAUGUUGUUUGGCUCAUUAUAUGUUCUUUUGUUUGUUUGUUUGUUUGUUUGUUUUUUAUCUCUGGGUAUCAGAGCAGCUUGUUAAAGUCUUGCUUAAACAUGCAAAGUAACAGCAUUUGUAAGGAAGUCCUACUCCAGAAAAGAAAACUGUAUACUCACCAUGUAUGCGUGUAUGAGAUGUUGCAACUUCUGCUAGCGACGCCUUCUUUAUAGUAAAGCUAUCUCCUUUUCUCUA
This is a messenger RNA of Austrofundulus limnaeus, 7783 nucleotides long. RefSeq names its product neurofascin homolog (chicken) a (gene nfasca). NCBI's taxonomy places the organism in Eukaryota, Metazoa, Chordata, Actinopteri, Cyprinodontiformes, Rivulidae. Gene Ontology annotation, cellular component: plasma membrane; axon. Gene Ontology annotation, molecular function: cell-cell adhesion mediator activity. The record is from RefSeq and is a predicted model, not a curated record. Gene Ontology annotation, biological process: cell-cell adhesion; axon guidance; brain development.